AUGCCUGUAACUGAUCAAGGUACCGAUACCAUUAAUGGGGAAGUUGCUGAAAAUGUUUUGCCGUUCCGAACUAAAAUAUCAGCGAUGGAGAAGCAGUUGGAGACAUUAAUCAAAAGCCUAACAAGCGAGCAGCUGGCCCAAUAUGAUUUGGCCGAUUUGUCCGUCCGUCUCGACUUUGUGGACCAAAUAAACGCAUCAUUUGAAGACGCUCAAUCAGCAUUGGAGGAAAUAUUAACCGUCGAACAAGAAUAUAAUGGGCGCCUGAGGUUCACAACUCUAUACUUGGAUGCGAAGGCUAAAUUGACCAGGCGAUUGAAUGUUAUUCAAAGGGCAGAAUCAAACCUUAGGUCUUCAACGAUGCGUCAAUUUUCUAUUGAUGGUGGUUCGUUUGGUGAAAAUUCAUCGGCCAUGCGAAAAACUAGGCUUCCAGAAAUUCAGUUGCCCAAAUUCAGUGGAGGUUAUGCAGAUUGGCCGAACUUUUUCUCCUUGUUUACCACGGUUGUCGACAGCAGCACGGAUCUCAGUGUUUUAGAGAAGUUUCAUCAUCUUCGUUCUAGCCUUACUGGUAUCGCUCUAGACACUGUUUCUUCAUUGGAGCUGACCGAGAAAAACUAUGCGGAAGCGAGUCACAUUAAAGAAUUAUUUUCCCUGAAACCUGUCGAAAAUGUUUCUGCUGUAGGCCUUAGACAUCUUAGUGACAAAAUGAAUUCGCAUUUACGUGCUAUGAUGACCAUUACCUCCAAAGGCCAAAUAGCGGAUGGUCUUUUAAUAUAUUUGGCAACAUCAAAAAUGGACAGGGCCGCACAGAUUAAGUGGGAAGAGAGCUUGGUGGCAAAUGAAUUGCCCAGUUGGAGUUCCAUGUCAUCAUUUUUAGACCAAAGGUGUCGUAUGCUCGAAAAUUUGGAGCACUCUGUCACAAACAUGGAUUCAACACACCAGAACACCAAGAAACAAAACCCCAAAAAUCGUCAUGUGCAUGUGGCUGCAGGAGCCAAAUCGCCAUCGUGUGUUUUUUGCUGCUGUCGGCAAUGUUCAUCAAAACACCAUACUAUGUUGCAUAUGGAGCAACCAUCUACGCCACAUCCUUCAACAUCAUCGCAACCUGUGGAACCAUCGAGCACUCAAGCGGUGCUGACGUCAUCCACCGACAUCUCAUCUGGGCCGUCCUCAUCUUCAAGUGGUAGCGUUUUGCUUGCGACUGCCAUCAUCCUUGCCAAAAAUAGAUUUGGUGAAUUCAUUCCAUGCCGAGCGAUUUUGGACUCUGCGUCGCAGCUUAACUUGAUUGCCAAUCGCCUUGUCAAGCGUCUUAGCUUAGACUGCCAUCGGGUUUCAGCCACCAUUUCUGGCAUUGGGGAUGGAAGUGUUGAUGUAAACAAAUCUGUUGAUCUGGUAGUAAAAUCUAGAAUUGGCGAGUUUUCUACAACAUUCGCUGCCAUGGUUGUACCCACAAUCACAGACUAUCAACCCGGCAUAAAUUUGGAAACUUCGAAUUGGAAUAUUCCCAAAAAUAUUCAGCUUGCAGAUCCAUCAUUUGAUAAGCCUGAUCGCAUAGAUAUCUUGAUUGGUGCUGAACUAUUCUUCGAUUUGAUGUCAGUUGGGCAAAUUAAGAUUGCCGCCAACUUACCAGUCUUGCAAAAAACCUUACUAGGAUGGGUAGUUGCUGGAGGAAGUUUUCGUUCACGGCAAUCUUGUUCGCUUGCCGUUAUUUAUACCGAUUUGAAGGAAGAAGAAGCACAACUUUCAACAAUUAUUAAAGGAUUUUGGGAAAUUGAAACCAACUUUAAGCCCAUUAUUGAAGAGGACACGUAUUGUGAAACCCAUUUCGUCAACAAUUUCGUCCGGCUACCUACAGGUGAAUAUUCGGUUCGAUUGCCUAAAGUCGAAGGCAAAGAUGUUUCAUCCCUAGGAGGCUCUUACCAACAAGCACUACAGCGUCUGUAUGGUUUAGAAAGGAAAUUCAGGCGCCAUCCGGAAAUAAAAGCCCAAUACACUGCCUUUAUUCGUGAGUAUGCUGAUUUAAAUCAUAUGUCGUUAAUAUCGCCCCAGGUACCUGAAGCCAAAUAUUUCUUGCCUCAUCAUUGUGUCCAUAAGUUGGACAGUACUUCGACGAAGCUAAGAGUUGUCUUCGAUGGUUCGGCCAAAACCACAUCAGGAAUGUCAUUAAACGAUAUUCUAUACGCUGGGCCUAGCAUACAACCGAAAUUGUUUAAUACACUAGUCAGAUACAGAUUUUUCAAGGUGGCGCUGAGUGGGGAUAUUUGUAAGAUGUACAGGUGCGUACGUGUAUCCCAUCCUGAUGAUUAUCUUCAGUGUAUCCUCUGGCGAGAAAGUGAAAUGAAGGAAGUAAAGGUCUACAAAUUAAACACUGUUACGUAUGGUACAAAACCAGCAGCGUUCUUAGCCAUACGCGCAAUGCACCAACUCUCCAUCGAUGAAGAGAAUUGUUUUCCUAUUGGCGCUAAGAUUGUUCGGCGAGAUUUUUAUGUUGACGAUAUGAUUUCUGGGGGCAAUUCUGUUGAAGAAGCUUUGGCCAUAAGACAACAAGUGUCGGAGUUACUCAAACGAGGCAAUUUUUUGAUUCGUAAAUGGUGUUCAAAUGAGCCAGCUGUUCUUGAAGGUGUUCCAGUUUCAGAUUGUGAACAGUUUCUGAAAUUUCAUGAUGGUACAGACAUCACAAAAACUCUUGGGCUGAUUUGGGAUCCCAAAAGUGAUAAUUUUAUUUUUUCGUUCAACCCCAUCAAUGAUUGGAAGGUGGUAACCAAGCGCACCAUAUUGUCAUCUAUUGCCCGGCUUUAUGAUCCUUUAGGCUUGAUUGGACCAGUUAUCACCAAGGCAAAAAUCUUCAUGCAGCAUCUUUGGAAGCAAAAUUUGGAUUGGGAUGAAAGUUUGCCUCAAAUGUUACACUCAUCGUGGAUCGAUUAUAUUAGCAAAUUCGAUUCAGUUCAUCGAUUUACAUUUCCACGCUACGUUUCGGUAAUCUCCGCCUCUACCCAGAUUCAUGGCUUUUGUGAUGCCAGUUUAGCUGCUUACGGCGCAUGCGUGUAUGUACGGUCGGAAAUAGAUGGCAUUUCACUCGAAACAACAAUGUCUUGGCGCUAUGUUCCAACGAAGCUCAAUCCAGCUGACAUUUUAUCAAGAGGCGCAACCCCUGAAGAGCUACUCAAAUCACCGUUGUGGAAUAGUGGACCGGAUUUCCUUUUGAGCGAAUCUGCAGCCUGGCCUGGUAGUACAGAAUACUUGAAGGACUUGCCAGAGCGGAGAAGGAAUGUAUUACUUACAACUACAUUAACCGAUUUGUCGAUACAGUGUUCUUCUGAAGCGUUAACCCCAGAUGACAUCAAAACUGGGACAACCCUUUUAAUCAAAAAUAUUCAACAAGUUUGCUUCUCGGAGGAGUAUAGAACAUUGAAAGCAAACAAAGCCAUUCCUUCAUACAGCAAAUUAUCAUCUUUGAUGCCUAUGGUUGACGAUAAUGGGUUGAUUCGAGAAAACUUUAUGAUCAAGGAAGGAGCGGAUGAAGGCGACUUGUUGUCACCGGUGUUGACCACCAUAACCUGUCAAUGGUCUGUGAAGCGAGUAACCAUUAAAGCAGCCAACCUGUUCCAUAUAAAAGAAAGUGGACUCACAUUCGGAGUAUUUAGUCAAGAUUUGCGUUUAAGUAACAAAGUCAGCCUGAACAUCAUCAAACGGAGAACAAAUUCAAAUAUGGAUAACCUACUGUGUGAUUUAUUGCUGAAAAUUCUAUUGACCUCUAUGCUAUGCUGGCAAUUCACCGAAGCUUUUGCCAUACAGCCAAGUGAUAGUCUGGAAAUCCCAAACAAUAAGACAGACAAAAUCUUCGUUAGACCAAGUAAUUUGAUUAUGAAAGAAUCCCAUGACGAUGGAUCGCUUAGGUAUCAAUUCAUCAUUGAUUAUCCCCAUGCACCGGUGCCGGGCAACCAUUACCUCAAACCAUGGGACAUUGUUUCCUCCAAUACCAUAACCGUACGAAAUACCGAAAAUGAGCAGAAUCGUAUAUUGAAAAAGAAAAAUAUUUUGUAUUUGUCCAAACCAGUGCUUGGUCGAAAAGAUCCCCCAAAAAUAAAAUAA
This is a messenger RNA of Stomoxys calcitrans (stable fly), 4089 nucleotides long. RefSeq lists its product as uncharacterized. The record is from RefSeq and is a predicted model, not a curated record. NCBI's taxonomy places the organism in Eukaryota, Metazoa, Arthropoda, Insecta, Diptera, Muscidae. The transcript is spliced from 8 exons. Bases 1 to 4089 code for a protein of 1362 amino acids.